Messenger RNA from Neurospora tetraspora, 754 nucleotides. RefSeq lists its product as uncharacterized. The record is from RefSeq and is a predicted model, not a curated record. The coding region runs from base 151 to 648 and encodes 165 amino acids. NCBI's taxonomy places the organism in Eukaryota, Fungi, Ascomycota, Sordariomycetes, Sordariales, Sordariaceae. The transcript is spliced from 2 exons.
GCCUGGAUGGAUACUUAAGGGGAGGUCAUCUGCUGGGCCUUAUCGAUCAGUUGGUCAGUCAGUCAGCGAACCACUGCACGUUUCAUCCAAAUCUUUUCACAAAUUUAAAGCAACACUAGGCACCAACAUUUACCUUACAGUGCAGUCAACAUGGCAAAUCAAGGGAUCGACGAGUCGGAGACAGAGCUUUUGACGAUAUCCUUUGGGGAUCUCUUGCAGUACUACAUAGAUAACCCUCCGUUCCAACCUUCAGUGGAAGCCAGCAGAACUGAUGAAGGGAGAUUGAAACGCCGGAGAGCCCGCAUGCUUCAAGAACAGCUGAAGCCCACGGCGGAUAGGGGGUGGCCAAAGGCGUUUUAUCUAUUUUACAAGCGUUCGAUCAACGAUCAGGAAUCGCCUGCAGACCAACUCAAACGGAUCCAAGCCUUCUUUACCAGAAUGAGACCUGGACCAACCAUAUUUGGAUAUGGGAUCACUUACAGAGACUUGAUACACUCCUGGGGGGUUGAGAUCGAAUGGGAUUCCGAACCUGACAUCAAGCCGCUCGAUAUUAUCACAGAGAUCAAACCGAUGUUCAAAGAGAUGUUGGCGGAUCAUGUCCAUCAGGUUGACUUCACCAUUGCCUAUCAGGAACUUCCACCGCAGUAGAUAUGGAGGAGUAGGUACCUGAAGGUAGGCGCCAUCCGGUACUGGGAUCAUGAAUACAUUGUUCAUCAGUACCGUGUCUUGAACCUGAUUUUACCUACAGGUAUGA